Messenger RNA from Protopolystoma xenopodis, 366 nucleotides. Lineage: Eukaryota; Metazoa; Platyhelminthes; Monogenea; Polystomatidea; Polystomatidae. The record is from the annotation of a GenBank genome assembly.
AUGCUUGUCUCAGACCUUGACGAACUCCGAGAUCUAGUUAACCUCCUUAUUACUGGCCUUGAUCAUCUGCCAGGAGCGAAUGAUCUCCGUUUUGCUGUGAAAACGAUAGACAAACGUCUGACCAGUCUUCAAACUAUCUGCAUGGAAAGGAAAAGCUCUCUAGCCACUGUGAUCAACCAUUUGGUUGAAAUGGCUUCUCUUGAAUCGCAUUUAUACUCCUGGAUUGACAAGUGCUCAAACUUUCUUGAUUCAACGUUUUCUUCUGAGGUUCCCAUAGUAAAAGAUUUGCCUGCGGCAUUGGGACUAGAUUAUUUAGAACAAGUGGGUUUUCUAUGGUUGUUCAUGCUUUAUUCUCUUAGUUUUUGA